Molecule: messenger RNA, 1647 nt
Organism: Diaporthe batatas
Lineage: Eukaryota; Fungi; Ascomycota; Sordariomycetes; Diaporthales; Diaporthaceae
Exons: 1
Coding region: 1-1647 (548 amino acids)
Biological process (GO): transmembrane transport
Molecular function (GO): transmembrane transporter activity
Source: RefSeq, a predicted model, not a curated record
AUGCCGUCUUUGAAGUCUUCGUCCGAAGCUGUUCCGGGAGGGCACGAUACCACACCAGAUUCUGCUCCACAUAGCGCUUCGUUCUGGCUCUUCAUAGCCUCGCUGUGCCUCAUUGCUUUCACAGCAUCGCUUGACGGAUCCAGAAUUGCCAUCGCGCUCCCGCGAAUCUCGUCCACUCUACAAAUCGGCAACAAUUAUGUUUACGUUGCAAACUGCUUCCUCUUUGCUCAAACGGUCAUCCAACCUGGGCUGGCGCAGCUGUGCGACAUAUUUGGGCGCCGCUGGCCCAUGAUCAUCAGUGUUUGCAUAUUUGCACUGGGCAGCGGCAUUGCUGGUGGUGCAAACAAUACAGCCACGAUCAUCGCUGGCCGCACCGUACAAGGCCUCGGUAGCGGUGGGAUCAUGCUGCUGGUAGAAUUGAUCGUUUGCGACCUGGUGCCACUGAGAGAAAGAGGAAAAUAUCUUGGUAUAGUGCUAUCUACCGCUGCACUUGGGGCUAUUGUGGGACCUAUUGUGGGCGGUGCCCUUGCAGAUAGGGACUGGCGUUGGUGCUUUUAUCUGAACCUUCCAAUCUGUGGCCUCGUCAUUCCCGUCCAAGUCAAACUCCUUCGAAUCAAGCAUCAUUCGAUCCCGUGGAAAGACGCCAUUGGCCGGAUAGAUUGGAUCGGUAACAUUAUCUUCAUCGGCUCCAUCAUGUCAAUCCUCAUCGGUCUUACCUUUGGCGGAUCCAUCUAUGCGUGGUCUUCAUGGCGGAUCAUCAUCCCGAUUGUGGUGGGCUUUGUUGGGUGGGCUGCGUUUCACGCAUACGAGAACUUCAUCAAGGAAAAGAACCCUUGCCUACCCCCACACGUCUUCUACAACAGAACCUCAUCGGCAUCCUUUUACAUGAUCUUCGUCACAUCGAUGCUGCUUCAAUGGGUCUGUUUCUUCUGGCCGCUUUACUUCCUUGCGGUCCGCGGCAAUGGGCUCACCCAGACAGGGGUCAAUUUUAUGCCCUUCAUGUUUGUUCUCAUUCCUGGCUCUGUCGUCGCCGGCAUCGUGCUCUCCAAGACUGGCCGGUAUCGCCCUUUGCAUGCUAUUGGGUUUAUCUUGAGCACGCUUGGACCUGGCCUCAACACUUUACUGAGCAGGAAUACACAUGCUGGUGGAUGGGCCAUGCUGCAGAUUGUAGAUGCGCUGGGCCGGGCGUGCAUCCUCCCAACGACCCUACCUGCCGUACUGGCUGGCUUGUCAGAGAAAGACGUUGCCACGGCCACUGGUGUCUAUUCAUUUCUCCGCAGCUUUGGCUACGUGUGGGGAGUCACAAUCCCGGGGAUCUUAUUUAACAAUCGCUUCAACGAGCUCUCAUAUCAGGUUUCCAAUACUACUGUGAGAGAGACACUCAGCUGGGGAAAAGCAUAUGAGUUCGCAAGCGACCCCUAUAUCCAGAAUUUGGAGCCAACAGUACGAUCUGAGGUUUUGGGUGUCUAUUUGCAGGCGUUGAAGGCUGUUUGGUUCGGGGCCAUGGCUUUUGGCGCUACUGGUUUGGUCGCAGUGGCAAUAGAGAAACACGUCCCGCUGAGAACAGAGUUGGAGACGAAUUAUGGGCUAGAUGAGAAGACAAAACCAGAGCAGGAGACCCCUGACGGCGGUGAGAAAGCACAAUGA